UUCGCAGAAAAACGGGAGAGCCAGGCUGUCAUUGCCAGAAGCAACAAAAAAAACUCACCUGUUUUGUUUUCAUUUUCGAUUCGAUUGCAAUCCAAUUUGGAUUUUUUGUUUUGUUUAUGUUUUGUUGAUCCACUAUGUUUGAAUCAUCAGUCAAACAAUAAUUGUGCGGAAAUAGGAAUGGAAUCAAUGUUAAAUCGUUUACGUGAUACAGUAUCGUCAACUGUUUAUCAUGUUACAAAUAAUUUAUCAACUGCAUUACCUGGUAAUCCAUUGACAAGAGAAUAUGAAUUAUUGCGUGAAAUUGGAUCAGCUGGCCCAGGAUUAUGUUUUAAAAUUUAUGAAGCAACGAAAAAAAGUACAAAAGAACAGGCAUCAUUGUUUAUAUUGGAUAAAAAAACUGAUCGAUUCGAACGAAAGGAAAAAGAACAAUUAUUCGAAACAAUUCGACAUGGUGUACCACAAUUGACACGUCUUCGUCAUCCAUCAAUGUUAACCAUACAACAUAACCUGGAAGAAAGUCGUGAUCUAAUUGCAUUCGCUACUGAACCUGUUUUGGGAAGUUUGGCAAAUUUUUUCGAUCCUACAUUUGCACGUGAACAAUCAAAAGAUGGUGAACUAUUUGAAUUCUAUGAUAUUGAAAUCAAAUAUGGUCUAUUACAAUUAGCCGAGGGUCUGCAAUUUCUUCAUAAAGAUGCUCGAAUUCUACAUCGAAAUAUUUGUCCGGAAAAUAUCCUUGUAAAUCGUAAUGGUAUUUGGAAAUUAGCUGGAUUCGAUUUCAGUGUACAAACAUUGAAUCCAAAUGAACAACCAUAUAAAUUUCCUUCGCUUAAAGUCAUUGCCGAUUUAUCAUUAGAAAUUCAACCAAAUUUUACCUAUUCAGCACCGGAACAUUUUCAAUCAUCACCCUCGAGUGAAAAUUGCAUUAUCGAUACAAGUUCAGAUAUUUUUUCAUUAGGUAUGAUUGCCUAUACAUUAUAUAAUAAAGGAAAACCAUUAUUAUUGUUUGAUGCAUCAUAUCAAUAUCGGCCGGAAAAAUUUACUAUCGAUUUAAAGGAUAAAUUAUCUCAAACAUCAACAUUAUCCUGUAUACCUGAAGAUUUUAGAAAACAUUUUCGCCUCUUAUUAAGCAUUGACCCAAAACUUCGACCUGAUGCCCAACAAUUGUCAAAAUUACAAUUAUUUCAAGAUGUUCUCGUUCGAACGUUGCAAUAUUUUGAUUGUUUAUUUCAAUGGGAUAGUCAACAGAAAGCACAAUUUUAUCGAAAUCUUCCCGAUGUUUUGCAACGGAUACCGAAACGUAUAAAACUGCGACGAAUUGUUCAUGGUUUAGCAAAAGAAUUUGUUAAUCCUGAUAUGGUACCAUUUGUAUUGCCACCAAUGUUUUUAAUAGCAAAAGAAACCGAUAACGAGGAAUUUCAUACAUGGAUCUUACCCGAAUUGAUACCGGUAUUUCGUUAUAAAGAACCAAUUCAAAUAGGACUAUUUUUGUUAAAAAAUAUGAAUUUCCUUGUCGAUAAAUUUAAAUCUAAGCCGGAAGCAUUAAAAGAACAUAUCAUACCAUUAAUAUAUCGUUUUCUUGAAUCGGAUGCUUUUCAAAUACAAGAAUUGUGUUUAAGUGUUGUUCCAAGUAUUAUACAUUUGAUUGAUUUUUCUGGUUCGAAAAAUAUGCUCCUACCUCGAAUCAAACGAUUAGCAUUGGAAACAAAAUUAUUAUCUGUACGUGUCAAUUGUCUGAUUUGUUUGGGUAAAAUAUUGGAACAUUUAGAUAAAUGGCUAGUAUUGGAUGAAGUUCUACCGUUGAUAAUGAUGAUGCCAUCUCGUGAACCGGCUGUUAUUAUGUGUUCAGUUGGAAUUUUUACAUUAACAAUCAAUAGUAACAAGUUAGGCAUCCCAAAAGAAAUGCUAGCUAAUAAAAUUAUUCCAUUUUUGGUUCCAUUAUCGAUUGAAAAUGGUCUCUCAUUGCAACAGUAUACGACAAUAAUGAAUUUAAUUCGAGAAAUUUUAAAUAAAAUUGAAGAAGAACAUCAAGCCAAAUUAAGACAAUUGGAUUCGAUUAAAGUACAACAGGAUUCAUUUUUUAUUGAUAAUCAACAACAAUCGAAUGAUGAAAAAUCAUUUGAUCCAUUCAAAUUGAAUGAUUCAUCAUGUGAUGGUGAUAAAAUGACAACGGUCAAUAAUAAUAAUGUUUCAUUAUCAUUGAAUGACAAAGAACGUUUAGCGUUCGAAAAAGAACAAUCGGAACGUUUAAAAAUGAAUGAACGACAAAUGUUAUGGACGGCUAACAAUGAUAAUGUAUCAUCAUCAUUGAACUCUGAAUCUAUCAAAUCUAGUCAACAUUCUCAAUCACCACCAACAAAAGAUCUGACCGAUUUGCUUAUUAAUUCAAAUCUAAAUCUAAUGUCAAAACCCUCAACACAAUCACAAUUAUCAUUCCCAUUCAAUGGAAAUGGACCUAUGUCAUCAUCACCAUUUUCGACAACAUUAAAUCAGCAACAACUAAAACCCAAUUAUUCAGCCUUGGAUAAUAUUUCCAUACCGAAUAUUAAUCCGAAAUCCAUGCCGCAAACACUGAAUUCAAUGAAACAAUUAACCAUUGGUCCAAUUCGAACUAUGACCACAAUGAAUAACACCGCCGUCAACAAUCACAACAACAUGCAAUCAUCACAGUCGACAAAACAAUUAUCUAAAACCGAAUUGGAAGAAUUUCUCAAUUGAUACUAUCUUUAUAAAAAAUUAUUUGUAUAAAAAUAAAAAAUUUAAAUUUUUUUAAA
Messenger RNA from Dermatophagoides pteronyssinus (European house dust mite), 2771 nucleotides. RefSeq names its product SCY1-like protein 2. Gene Ontology annotation, biological process: protein phosphorylation. Gene Ontology annotation, molecular function: protein kinase activity; ATP binding. The record is from RefSeq and is a predicted model, not a curated record. NCBI's taxonomy places the organism in Eukaryota, Metazoa, Arthropoda, Arachnida, Sarcoptiformes, Pyroglyphidae.